CUUUUCCUGAGUGAGUGAUGUCUCAACUGGGAAAAAGGAUGCACGAACUUAUAAAGCCUUUGUCGUGGUUGUUAGGGAAAUGGCGAGGUGAAGUUGGCAAAGGCAAAUAUCCAACCAUUACAGACUUUACCUAUGUAGAAGAAUUGGAAUUCGUGCAUGUUGGGCAGCCUAAUAUUCAGUUUUCGGCAUAUUCUUGGCAUCCAGAGACAAACAAACCAUUGCACAGGGAGGUUGGUUUCAUUCGUCGCAAACCAGACUCUGAUAAAAUAGCCUUCAUUAUUGCGCACAAUCUUGGUGUAUGUGAAAUAGAAGAAGGGACAUUCACAGAGUCUGAAAUAAAAGUUGAAUCUCAAAGUCUCGGUCGAUUAACUUUUGGUUCUGACCCUGCAACAAAAAAGGUGUGCAGACACUUCAAAAGAGAUGGUGAUACUUUAGAACAAAUACUUUAUAUGGAAACAGUUAACACACCAAUGACUGAACAUCUAAGAAUAACAUACAAAAAGGUUUAAGUCACAUGACUUACCCAUCUUCAAUCAGGUUGAUAUGUUGUUGAUUCCAUUGCAUUUAAUUUGCGUAUUUGUUUUUUGUUGUUUGUAUGUUUAAUAUCUUAAUAUUCAAUAUUAAAAAAAUAAAAUAUAUCAUUCGCCUGUGA
Molecule: messenger RNA, 652 nt
Organism: Mytilus californianus (California mussel)
Lineage: Eukaryota; Metazoa; Mollusca; Bivalvia; Mytilida; Mytilidae
Product: peroxynitrite isomerase THAP4-like
Exons: 5
Coding region: 18-509 (163 amino acids)
Source: RefSeq, a predicted model, not a curated record